This is a messenger RNA of Sabethes cyaneus, 983 nucleotides long. RefSeq names its product calcium load-activated calcium channel. Gene Ontology annotation, biological process: endoplasmic reticulum calcium ion homeostasis. Bases 120 to 671 code for a protein of 183 amino acids. Gene Ontology annotation, molecular function: calcium channel activity. The transcript is spliced from 4 exons. Gene Ontology annotation, cellular component: cytoplasm; endoplasmic reticulum; endoplasmic reticulum membrane. The record is from RefSeq and is a predicted model, not a curated record. NCBI's taxonomy places the organism in Eukaryota, Metazoa, Arthropoda, Insecta, Diptera, Culicidae.
CUUUGAGAUUCUAGUUUUCCGAGUUUUCCUUUACUUAAUUUUUUAAAUAUCAUAUUCAUAGCUUUCGAAUUACUGAAAUACAUACUUCUUGGCUGCAGUUCUUUUCAAGUAUAUUAAACAUGUGGUCAGAUACAUUACUCAUUGUUUUUAUUUCGGUGUGCACGGCAUUUCUCGGAGAGGGUUUGACUUGGUUGAUGGUGUAUCGCACAGAAAAAUAUCAAAAACUCAAAACCGAAGUUGAAAAACAAAGCAAAAAAUUGGAAAAACGAAAGGAAAUCCAUGGGGAUUCGUUAGAUAAAUCCCAUAAAAAGAAAAUCGAGCGAGAUGAGGAAAAACUAAAAAAUAAUAAUCGUGACUUGUCUUUAGUAAAAAUGAAAUCAAUGUUUGCUACCGGUUUUGCUUUCACGGCUUUACUAAGCAUGUUCAACAGCAUUUUUGACGGGCGCAUUGUGGCACGCCUGCCUUUCACCCCUUUAUCAUGGAUUCAAGGAUUAAGCCAUCGUAACCUGCCAGGAGAUGACUACACUGAGUGUUCGUUUAUUUUUCUGUAUAUACUAUGCACAAUGUCGAUUCGACAGAAUAUACAGAAACUACUAGGAUUUGCGCCGUCGCGUGCAGCUAGCAAGCAAGCUGGUGGAUUAUUCGGGCCCACCCCAGGACAGUUCAAAUAAAACGUCAACUAUCAGUUAACGAGACAAAGAUUAACAGUCAACAAAACGAGGAGAAAAAUAAAUAUGCAGUUGAAUAGUUAUACAUUUAUGAAUCUAAGGUGAGCCAAAUUAGAUUCCUUAUUUAUUAGACUAGAUUUAAAUUUUACGUCGCUUGCGUAGCAUCGUUCAUCGUUCCAGGUUAAUCAUCAACUAACAAUCAUUCAUCUUAUGGUUAAUUCACUGCUUUCCGUCUGUAGUACGGUAAGGCCGCAAUGCGUGAAGAAUGCCAAGAAUUAGAAAUAGUCUAAAAUUUUGAAAUAUAUGUAAGUACAA